This is a messenger RNA of Saprolegnia parasitica CBS 223.65, 1023 nucleotides long. RefSeq lists its product as hypothetical. NCBI's taxonomy places the organism in Eukaryota, Oomycota, Saprolegniomycetes, Saprolegniales, Saprolegniaceae. The record is from RefSeq and is a predicted model, not a curated record. The transcript is spliced from 2 exons. Bases 1 to 1023 code for a protein of 340 amino acids.
AUGCUCAGCCGCGCUGUGGCAACGCUGGUCCGACGCCACCCGCAGCUCGUCCAGCCGCAGAGGUCGCUCACACACGUCACUUCAGCUGCGACUGGCCUCGUACCCAAGAACCAGAUCAAGCCGCAGCGCAAGGCGUGGGGCACAACGGUGCUUGCACUCGAGCGCUACAAAGAGCUCCAUGGCCACCUGCAAGUGCCCCAGUCCUUCAAGGUCGAGCCAUCAAUCCGCGCUGCGUGGCCUGAAGAGACAUGGGAUAUUGCGCUCGGUCGCGUUGUCAACAACCUACGUACGCAGUGGAGGCGCAACGUGCUCUCGUCGACUCAAAAGCACGACCUCGAGCGUCUCGCGUUCCCGUUCACGGGACGCACGAUUAUUGCGUGGUCAACCAAGCUCCUUGCGCUCAAGACAUUUUGCGCACUCGAAGGCCACGUGAACGUCCCGAUUGCGUUCAUUGUGCCCAGCGACGACGUCUGGCCACCGGUCUUGCACGGCAUGAAGCUCGGAAAGGUUGUCAACGCGAUCCGAAACCAGGUCGAGUCGCUACCAGCGCAUGAGAAAAGCCAACUUGACGCACUGGGUUUCGUUUGGUCGUCUUGGGAGCGAUCGUGGGACGCGAAACUCCUCGCUCUCGAGACAUACCACCGCCGAUUUAACGACUUGCACGUCCCGCGCGACUUUGUCGUGCCAAAAGACGACGCGUCGUGGCCCAAGGAGACGUGGGGUAUCAAACUCGGGCUCGCCGUCAACAAUAUCCGCGGCCGCCCCGAGCGCCUCACCCUCGGUCAGCUCGACGCUCUCUCGUCGCUCGUCCGCGUGCGCGGCUGGAAGAUUUACGAAAGCCUAUACGACACCAACGUCGUGCCCGAUGAUUUUGUUGUACCUCCAAAUGAUCCUGCAUGGCCCGUGAGCCUCCAUGGCGUCGCCCUCGGCAAGCUCAUUCAAGCCAUGCGGCACAAGCCUGAGAGGCUCACCGUCGACGAGCUCCUCGAGCUGCAUGAGCUUGGCUACUUGACGAAGACAUAG